UGCUCAUGGCACCAGCUUUAACAAGUGAUAGAAAGAGAGGCCGCCUCUAUGCAACCGAUGCAGGGCAAUCAGGCCGCACAAAUCCUUGCCUUGACAUAAGUUACAAAACUAAACCAAAGUGGGGGGGUUAUAGCAUCAAGAGUGGACUUUCCCUUAAUGCAUCUACUUCUUGGGGAGAAAGUGUAAUAGAUUUUCAAAAAUCCACCCUGCAGUGAGGAUGUGAGGCAAGAGACACAGGGCUGGAGUGGCUUUGUAUUUCUUCAAGGCAUUCAUCUUCCAGCUCUUUCAUUCCAAAACCCUGUGGCUUACUGUCUGAGAUCGGAUGGAAUAAUUGCGAGGCUUUACUCUGUCUUCUUCAACUAGAAGAAAAUGCCUGUAAUGAAAGGCUUGUUGGCACCCCAGAACACUUUUUUGGACACCAUAGCAACCCGCUUUGAUGGGACGCACAGUAACUUUCUGCUGGCUAACGGCCAGGUGCAGCGUGGCUUCCCCAUCGUGUACUGCUCGGAUGGCUUCUGUGACCUCACCGGGUUUGUACGCACGGAGGUCAUGCAGAAGAACUGCACCUGCCGCUUCCUGUACGGGCCGGAGAGCAGCGAACUCGUCUCCCAGAUGAUCGAGAAGGCUCUGGAGGGGCGGCAGGAGUACCAGGCUGAGGUGCGUUUCUACAAGAAGAACGGGGCUCCCUUCUGGUGCUUGCUUGACAUCAUUCCCAUUAAAAACGAGAAAGGAGAAGUGGUCCUGUUCCUGUUUUCCUUCAAAGACAUCACAGAGAGCCGAGGGAAACCCCAUCACAGCGGCAGAAAGGAAGAAGAGAAACGUAGGAGUAAAAAGAAUGGAAAUUCCCAUUUCACGGCAGCGCGGAGGCGAGGCAGAACGGUCCUGUACCACCUGACCAAUCAGUUCACAAAGAAGAACAAAAGCGAGGUCAAACUGAACAACACUGUGUUCGAGAACAAGCCCUCCAUCCCAGAGUACAAGGUGGCGGCCGUGCAGAAGUCCCGCUUCAUCCUUCUCCACUACAGCAUCUUCAAGGCGCUGUGGGACUGGCUGAUCCUGCUGGCCACCUUCUAUGUUGCGGUCACCGUGCCCUACAACGUCUGCUUCACCGCCUACAAUGACUGUGACGCAGCCUCCCGGAGCACCAUUGUCACCGACAUCGCUGUGGAAAUGCUCUUCAUCCUUGAUAUCAUUCUGAACUUCCGCACAACCUACGUGAGUCAGUCUGGUCAGGUAGUCUAUGACUCUCGAUCCAUCUGUAUCCACUACGCGGCCACGUGGUUCUUUGUGGAUCUCAUAGCCGCCUUGCCCUUUGACCUUCUUUACGCUUUUAACAUCACUGUGACCUCGCUGGUUCACCUGCUGAAGACGGUCCGUCUGCUCCGUCUUCUGAGGCUGCUCCAGAAGCUGGACCGCUACUCCCAGUACAGCGCCAUGGUGCUCACCCUGCUCAUGUCCAUGUUCGCCCUGUUGGCUCAUUGGAUGGCCUGCAUCUGGUACGUGAUUGGGCGAAAGGAGAUGGAGAGCAAUGACCCAACCACCUGGGAGAUUGGAUGGCUUCAUGAACUGGGGAAGCGUCUUGAAUCUCCCUACACCAAUAACUCGCUGAUGGGCGGCCCGUCCAUUCGGAGCGCAUACAUCGCCUCCCUCUACUUCACCCUCAGCAGUCUCACUAGCGUGGGCUUCGGUAACGUCUGUGCAAACACUGACGCAGAGAAGAUCUUCUCCAUCUGCACCAUGCUCAUAGGAGCUCUGAUGCACGCCGUGGUCUUUGGGAACGUGACCGCGAUUAUCCAGCGAAUGUACUCCCGCCGCUCGCUGUAUCACACGCGCAUGAAGGACCUGAAAGACUUCAUCAGGGUCCAUCGUCUGCCACAGCAGCUCAAACAGAGGAUGCUGGAGUACUUCCAGACCACCUGGUCCGUGAACAACGGCAUUGAUGCCAAUGAGCUCUUGCAUGACUUCCCAGAUGAGCUGCGCGCAGACAUCGCCAUGCACCUGAAUAAAGACAUCCUGCAGCUGCCUCUGUUUGAGUCGGCGAGUCGAGGCUGCCUGCGCUCCCUCUCCCUGCACAUCAAGACCUCCUUCUGCGCCCCCGGGGAGUACCUCAUCCGGCAAGGCGACGCUCUGCAGGCCAACUAUUUCGUGUGCUCCGGCUCUCUGGAAGUGCUGAAGGACAACAUGGUCUUAGCCAUUCUCGGCAAAAGUGAUCUGAUUGGCGCGGAUCUGCCCUGUAAGGAGCAGGUGAUCAAGACCAACGCAGACGUCAAGGCGCUCACAUACUGCGACCUGCAGUACAUCAGCGUGCGGGCGCUGAGAGAGGUGCUGGAGCUGUACCCUGAGUAUGCCAGCAAGUUCACUGCAGACAUCCAUCACAACCUGACCUACAACCUGCGGGAGGGCAGUGAGGCCGAGGGCCUCUCAAGAUUCUGCAGAUCUCCAAGACUUUCCCAGCCUCGAAUGGACAGCAGUGUCACCCCUGACAAGAAGCUGCCGUUGAUCGUGGAGGAUGAGGUCGAGCAUGAGGACUUAUUCCACCUCUCUCCGGCCACCAGGAGCCGCAGGAAGCUGACUCUGCCCAGCCUGAACAGCCCUGUGCGACGCGGCUCGCUGGGGAACCUGCUGGGGGACGAGCUGCGGCAGUUCUCAGCACUGCGCCGCACCUGCAGGUCUCCAGUGAGGGGCAACCGGGGGAGGAGCCCCUCCCCUCAGUACCCGAAGGAAGAGCGAGAGAGUCUGAACAAUGAAGCCGUCUGCAAUGGCCGCAGGCCCGCCAAGCUUCUAAUCCCUUCGCUGAACUGUUUCGGCCCGCCGGACCUCAGCCCCAGGGUGGUUGAUGGAAUUGAAGACAAUGGACAGACAUCAGAGAUGCAUGCCUUUCACUUUAAUGUUGAUCAGUAUAGGUCGAAAGACCACUCGGACAGCUUUGUCAAAGAUGCAAACCAGGUAAACGCUGCUUUAUUGGCAGAGACGGAGGAAGUGAGACAAAGCAUCUGCAAGCUCAACCAGGAGAUGAGCAACCUGAACCAAGAGGUUUCUCAGCUCACAAAAGAGCUUCACCACAUGAUUCAUUUCCUCCAAGCCCAGCUCACUGUCCAGCACUACACCUCCAGCCUCCCUUCCUACCCAUAUGGGGUUCAGAUGGUCCACUCCCCGCCCGCCAACAACAACAGAGGCGCCAGCAAUUGGCAGCAAAGAGUCUCUUACACAGUGCCACCUGGGUUGCACAUGCAGCACGACCCUCCCAAUCUGGACCCAGUGAGCAGUGGAGGCCAGUGGAAUUACAGCGGCACACCUGGUGCUGCAAACCACAGCCGAGGGUCCACAAUGGGGGGCCAGCAGAUGAAAGAGAUGGACAACUUUCAUCCGGCUGUGGACCAUUUCCACUCUCCAUCCAGCCACAGGGCAGCCUAUUUCCACACGCUUUCCUAUGGAGAUACAGGGAGAACGAUCAACCCAGGCGUUGAGGCGAAGCAGAACUCAUGCCAGCCCAUUAGAAGUUCUCCAAACUCGCCUUUCACGGCAUCACAAGUACGGUCUUUACUGAGCCCCAUUCCCACAUUUUCUGGUUUUACUUCUGCUCCUCCUCCUCCUCCAGUUUAUAGCAGCUCUUCUUCUAACAGCGGACAGACUCUGUCCUCUUCUAUAAACCUUAGUAAAUCCCACCCCACCUUGUGUCAGCAGGCAUCUGCCAGUUCUGAGCACCCUUACUCCAAAUCGGGCAACCCAACGCCAGUGCAUUCAACACUGGUCACCCCGAACUGUGCUCAUCAUUAUGCUUCAGGAUCUCUGAAUCACUUGUACACCAAUGCGAAGCAUGAACAGUUCCCAUGCAUCUCCCUAAGCCUGAGGCAAAAUGACUUGGUUGGCUCUAGCCCCACGCACUCACUGACCAGCAUCGUUGACACCAAUCUUUCAGAAGUCCUUCCAAACAGUCCUUCCGUCUCAGGCACUCGUUCAGCGAGGAGGAAACUCCCUUCUGCAUCUCAGGAUUCUUUUGAAAACUCUGGCCAGCUUCUUUUGGCUACGACCAGUCCAGACCAUCUGGGCAUAGAACCUUUGGUGAUCAAACCAGGUUCUGCAGACAGACUGCUUAUGUUGAACCCACCAGACUUGAUUGAGGACAGCGAGGUGUCACAAUCCAGGAGAUCGAGCACAGCAACCCAAACCCUGGAUGCUGAAGUCUUCUGGAGUCUAGAGAUGAUGGAUUGAGUUACACACUGGUCUAAGUAUUGAUCGAGAACCCCUUGUAUAUAAACUUUACCUUUACUCUUUAACAAAACCAUAUGGUUUAUGCCUGUACCUCGUUCUUUUAUGUUUUAUACGGCAGUUGUGAGGCUCAUUGUUGGGAUUGCAUGGAAAGUGUAUUUUAUAAUUGUACAGCUGUUGUUGAGUUUUCAAGAGAUGUAAAAGUAUAACAGCAUAGCACAAGCACAAUCAACCUUGAAUUAUUAUUUUUUUUUGCACAUAACAUGGUAUGGAUGUGAGCCUUUGCAUGAUAGAGGCAUUUUUACAGAUGAUCUCAGCUGGGCUGUUAAUAUCAAGCCAGAGCAGUGUCGUAUAGAUAAUGUCCAUUCUAGUUUCCUUUUGUUUUACAGUCAAUGCUCGUGCUUGUUAUACUCAUCUUUUGGGGGAGUUGAAAAAGUAUCUCCCAUAUGUGGUGACGUUAGGCUUGAGAAUUUUAUAGUUGCCAUAGAGUUCUUCAAGAAUGAAAUGGGUUUCAUGAAGGAGAAAGCAGCUACAAGGGAAGCAAUUCAGAUCUCUAUCUGAAGCUCAAAAAAUAAUAAUCAAAGCUUGGUGUAGGCAGGUUUAGAGAACAUUGGUCAUAACUGGGCUUGCUACUAUUCGAUUUCAAUUUUUUUGCCAAAUCGACGUUUAUUUUAGAAAGAAUUUAACGUUUUUUUUAUCUGUAUUUUUCAUUUCAAGCACAGAAUGGGUGAAAUCGACCUUUAUGUUUUAAAAAAAGCACUGACUUUUUAUGCCAUUGAGAAACGUCUCAUUUUCUCGAAACCCCUUUAUCAUAUUCAGCAUGCACAAAACCAUGGUUACCAACAUUCUAAUUGAAAUAACAUUUGGUCACAGCAGAGCUAUACCUUGUAAAGAUAAAGAUCCUACACAAUUUUAAAAAUGGUCUCAAAUAAACUGUAGAAAACGCAGCAUAUAAAAGUGUAUUAUACAGACUUUUACAGCAUAAAUUUACGAGUAAAAAUAAUAUGCACAGAACAAAACAAAACAGAACUAACUUGCGCUUAUUAUUCUUAUUAGUCUGAGCUCCACCCCUCUCCUGCUUCAGCAGAGCAGGACUCAGAGUCACUAGAAGCUAAGGCAGAUGGGCCCGCUUUGUCCUGCCGCAGAGACUUCAACCGUCGGUGCAGAUCUUGAUGAUUGACAGUCAUUUAAACGAAUGAGAGCAUUCUAAUCAACGAGAUCUGUCAGAACAGGGUGAAAUGACAGUGGCAGUGAAACUACAAUACUAAUGGACCACUAAGAUGACUGACAGCGACCCCUAGCCUUUCAGAGCGGAACGGAGACGGGACAGACAGCAAGUAUAAAAACUACACAAACUAGAGAUGAUUUCUAAAUGAUCAUUUUUGGUAAGAAAAUAAAAAAAUAGCGAGUGGUUUUCCUAUAUAAAUGUAUUUCAGUCGAAUUCAUAUUUGUUUGGGGGAAUUCGACGUUUAGCGAGCUUUACUGAUUAAUUUCGAAAAGUAGCAAGCCUCGUCAUAACUCAGUAUUGGAGCAACAGAACCAAGACCCCUUCAGAAUAAAUGCAAACAUCAAAGAAAUAAAAAGGCAGAUGAAAAUAAUGAAAUAAUAAUAUCUGUAAUACAUAUCUCUGAAAAGGGGCGUAUUGCACAGUGCCACAAGUGCUCUCGUCUGUGCAGGUAUUUAACACAUUCAUAUCUUGGGUUACUUUCACAUAUGGGGCAGCUUUUAGAUUUUUUCCUAAGGAAAAGACAUUGAGUUCAAAUGUAUUUACAUUAGAGAGAGGGAUCACAUGACAUAGGAAUGUGUCAACGGAACUAGAGGAAUGUUCUGAGGGAUCAAAUGUAGAACCAUCCCCCCUGGUAAUGAGAUUACCAAUUAAAAAAACCACAUUUAGAGAAAUAGGUGCAUACUGUAACAAUCUGUCCUUUGUAAUUAUGUGGUCCUGGCAAAUAAUAAAUUCUUGCAUUUUUUUGCAGGAUUGUCCUAUUGUUUUUAUUUAUACCAGGAUAUUUAAAGGGGAAAAAAAUCUGUACGUUUGCAAAUGUGUAACAGUUACAACAUCUGCAGUGUGUGUUAUGCAUAAGUUACCAAGUUGCAUGCUGGCAUGUAAACACUUGCAACCUUUAGGUAACCCAGUGGCUGCACUUAGGCAGACAGACAAUAUUCUAAUAUAUAUUUCAAAUGAUGGAUGGGCAGUUCAGGGUAAGUUAUAUGCAUGCUUUAAAUGAUUGUACAAAAGAUAUAUACAUAUGAUUUUUGGAAUGUAUAUAGAUAUAUAAAAUGUCAGGAUGUUUUGGACAAAAGCCCUUCUUCAGCUGUGUAAAAAGAAAAGUAAACACAGUGCAGUAAACUUGUUAUUUUGUGUGCUGUGUACCAAAAGGAGCAAAAACCAAAAAGAAAAAGGUAAUGUACGCAUACAAAUUUGAAUAAUUAAAAAUAAAUCAAUUAUAUCAGGAUGUUUCGGACUACAAGUCCUUCUUCAGCUGGAUGGAAAAAUUAUUCACACACACAUAUAUAUAUAUAUAUAUAUAUAUAUAUAUGUGAAUCAGUCCUUAGAAAUUCUGGCACGUGAUUGGCUAAAACCUGAUCACAUGACCAAAAAUAUUAUUAUUAUUAUUAUUAUUUAUUUCUUAGCAGACGCCCUUAUCCAGGGCGACUUACAAUCGUAAGCAAAAACAUUUCAAGCGUUACAAUACAAGUAAUACAAUAAGAGCAAGAAAUACAAAAUAUAUCCAACUAUUGCCCCCGUGACGCUGCUUACAGUCAACAGUUUUUUUUUACAAACUCACUCAAAUUACGUCAUCACGCUAAACGUCCUUCUUCUCUUCACACAUCAAAGCAAAAAGGCGGACCACAGAAAAUGAAUUACAAAAUAUACUACAAAACAAAAGCUGUGGACUUCAAAAACAUGACUUUUAAAUGAAUGAUUCAAAACAAAUAUGGACGGCAGACCUCGGCUCGUAGUGAGAAACUAAAGAACCCUUGGCAAGAAUUAUAGUUACCUCCAGGCUUUGGGCAUUAUAAUCCCCUGUUGGUAACUAUAGUUCUUCCCUCGGGGGGCCAUAGUUUCUCACUCACACCUCCUCUCCAGUCCAUAUAUGUGUAUAUAUAUAUAUAUAUAUAGCCAUUCAAUAUUUACCAGCAAAUGGCUGCAGUUUUUCAAAGCAGAAAAGAAAGCAAUUCAAAUGUUUUAACACCCCUGCACAAUGCAAAGUAGGUUGCUAUAGAAACUAACAAUAAUAACUGGUGAACCAGCUCUUUCAUUAAGGCAUUAUUUUUAAAUAUAUUAGUAACUUGUAUGGGAGGUAGGCAGCAGAUGGUGUAUUAGCUGGACUGUUUCCUGGCAUCUAUUAUACCAUGAUCUACACAACUUAUUGUAUGUAAGGUGGCAUUAGUUACAAUGCAAGGACACAGUUAUUACACAUGCACUCGUGCAGUUAUUAUGUAACUGCUUCUAUUCAAUUACAUCGGGUGCAUCUGCAAAUAAUUCUUUGUAAGCUAGAAAUCUUUAAAAAGUGUUGUAAUGAAUGCCACUUAAUUCCCAUGUAAAAAAGUUACUAUUGUGCUGUAUAUUCUGUUUCAGUUGUUAUUAACUAAAAAUGAAACCUUCUGUCCUGUUCUAUCUCUAGACAAUGUCAAAUGUAUGUAAACUAUCCAGGUUUGACGAAUAUAAAAAUGACAGCUUCAUGUUUGGUUAACACAAUUGUUACUUUCUGUGCUACAUAAAUAACACACUCAAAAAACCAACGCUUAUGUUUUUAUUAUUUAUAUAGUAGAUGUCUAAUUGUAUAUGGAACAGGACUGGCAGUUUUACAUGUACUGAUAGACCAUGCACUGCAAUGUUUUGGUAAGCAGCACUUUAUAAAUGUGUACAGAAAAUAUGUUUGUA
Molecule: messenger RNA, 8098 nt
Organism: Acipenser ruthenus (sterlet)
Lineage: Eukaryota; Metazoa; Chordata; Actinopteri; Acipenseriformes; Acipenseridae
Product: potassium voltage-gated channel subfamily H member 4-like
Exons: 16
Coding region: 370-4212 (1280 amino acids)
Biological process (GO): regulation of membrane potential; potassium ion transmembrane transport
Cellular component (GO): membrane
Molecular function (GO): voltage-gated potassium channel activity
Source: RefSeq, a predicted model, not a curated record